Molecule: messenger RNA, 1275 nt
Organism: Phytomonas sp. Hart1
Lineage: Eukaryota; Euglenozoa; Kinetoplastea; Trypanosomatida; Trypanosomatidae
Source: the annotation of a GenBank genome assembly
GUAUAUAAAUACAUAUAUAUCUAUAUAUAUAUAUAUGUGUAUAUGUAUAUACAUAUCCUGGCUUUGUAUGCGUAUAUGUUUGUUUCUUGAUUCCCAGAGCAUCAGAAUAAAAUAAUAAUGUCCCAAACAGUGCGCCGCAUGAAUCUGUCUGAUUUUAAGCUCGAGAAGCAGAUCGGAAGCGGCGCAUUUAGUAAAGUUGUCAUAGGUCUUCAUUUACCGACAGAUGUAUACUACGCAGUUAAACUCAUUUCCAAGAGAACUAUUCUAAACGCGCCAACCGAAGAGGAGCGGAUAAAAAUGGCUGAAGCAGCACGACGGGAAUCCAGAAUGCUUCUGAUGUGUGUUCACCCGAACAUUGUGCGGUUCUUUGGUUCUAUGCAGUCACCAGAAGAUUUAGUAUACAUUACAGAACUCUGUGAGGGGGGUGAGUUACUUGAUGCAAUAAAACGGCUCCAUCGCAUUCCAUUAGAAGCUAGCAGACACGCCAUCGCUGAACUUUUUUCUGCAGUAUUUUAUCUACAUUAUGGUGAAAAGAAAAACCUAUUCCUCCCAGGAGCUCCAGUGAAGCCCAUCACAGUCUUGCAUCGUGACAUUAAGCCCGAGAAUGUAAUGUUGAGUUCAAAUAUGCACGUCAAGCUCAUUGAUUUCGGAACUACAGUUGUGUGUGAGUCAGUAAACGACCGUCCCGAGGGUGAGAAAAGUGGCGGCGAACGUGCACAAACAUUUUGCGGAACUUCCUACUACAUGUCCCCUGAACUUCUCCAAGAUAAUUAUACUUGCUGUGCAUCGGACUACUGGGGUUGUGGCUGCGUUCUAUAUCACAUGCUAGUGGGAAAGCGACCUUUUGAUGCGCCCACACAAUAUCUUCUUAUUAGGGCAGUUAUAGAACAAGAGCCCGAGUAUCCUGAGAAUUUAGACCCACUUGCAAAGGAUCUUAUUAAGAAGUUACUAAUAAAAUCGCCCGAAAAGCGUAUUUCAAUGCAUGAGAUUAAGGCACAUCCCUUUUUCUCUACAGUUGGUUUUAAUAAUCUCACGAUGGCUAACGUUGAGAAUCUGUGGGUAAAAGAAACGCCAUGGGUAGAUGUAAUAUCAGUCUUGAACUGUGCAAAUUGUAAAAGAGUUUUCUUCCCAUUUAGUAGAAAGGAUUAUUGCAGGUUGUGUGGUAAUUACUUUUGCCUUUGGUGUCUUCCAGAGAAGCGCGUUUUAGUUGGCUUCCGUCAUCACUGCCCGCAGUUAGUUUGCUCGCUGUGCAGCAAGAAGCUGAAUCGAUUAUAA